AUGCGCUGGAUAAGCGCACUUUCGGCGUUCUUGCUCUCCGGAGUGGUCGAUGCUGCCGGGCGAAGUAUAGGACAUGCAGGCAAACGCCAUGUUGAGCACGCGGCAGGAAAAAGGGUGAGGCCAGUUUUUCCGCCCAGUGCUCCUCUGAUUCAAGAGCGCGAGGUCAAGGCUCCCAGGUUCCUUAAUGCGAACACUACGAAGUUUGCCGUCGACGGAACUGCUAUCCCUGACGUUGACUUUGACGUUGGCGAGUCUUACUCGGGGCUGUUGCCCAUCAGUAGCGACCCGAAUGAGGAGAGCAACCUGUUCUUCUGGUUCUUCCCGUCGACCAACCCGAAGGCCGAAAAGGAAAUCGUUAUCUGGUUGAACGGUGGUCCGGGAUGCUCCUCUUUUGAGGGCCUGCUUCAGGAGAACGGGCCCUUCCUCUGGCAGUAUGGUACCUUCAAGCCGGUAAAGAACCCUUGGAGUUGGCAUACCUUGACCAACGUCGUCUGGGUUGAGCAGCCCGUCGGCACGGGCUUCUCGACCGGGAAAGUAACGAUUACCGACGAGAAAGAGCUUGCUGCUCAGUUCAUGGGAUUUUGGAAGAACUUUAUCGACACCUUUGGCAUGCACGGCUACAAGGUCUAUAUUUCCGGCGAGUCUUACGCUGGUUACUACUGCCCGUAUAUUGCCAGCGCAUUCCUCGAUGCUGAGGACAAGACGUACUAUGACAUGUCCGGCAUGACCAUCUACAAUCCCGUUAUCACUUGGGAUGAGGUUCAGGAGCCAAUCCCGGUUGUUCAGUUUACCGAGUAUUGGGGUGGGCUCUUCCCCUUUAACGACACUUUCCGUGCAGACAUCAAGGCCCGGGAGAAGAAGUGUGGUUACGCCGAUUGGAUGGAGAAGUACCUUGUUUACCCUCCGAAGGGUCAUAUCCCAAUGCCCCUUCCGGGUACGGACAAGACGGGUAAGACCCGUGACGAGUGCUGGAACAUAUACUGGGACAUCUUCAGCGCCAUCUCGCUGCUCAAUCCGUGCUUCGAUAUAUACCAAGUCGCGACAACUUGCCCCCUUCUCUGGGACGUUCUCGGCUUCCCUGGUUCUAUGGAGUACGUGCCGGAAGGGGCAAAUAUCUACUUUGACCGUGCCGACGUGAAGGCGGCCAUACACGCACCGAACGUUACUUGGGCAGAGUGCACUCCCAACGACGUGUUCGUCAACGGUACCGACAAGUCGCUGCCCUCAGCCUUCACCGUCCUGCCCCACGUCAUUGACAAGACAAAGAACGUCAUCAUCGGCCACGGCGCGCUCGACAUGAUCCUGCUCGCGAACGGCACGCUGGUUGCCAUCCAGAACAUGACCUGGGGCGGCAAGCUGGGAUUCCAGAACAAGCCGGAUCAGCCCUUCUACGUGCCCUACAACAACAUGACAGACCUGUCUACCUUGGCGGCCGGUGGCGUUUUCGGGAGCAUGGUUUCCGAGCGGGGGCUGACAUACGUUGGUAUUGACAUUGCUGGCCACAUGGUUCCGCAGUACGCGCCCUCUGCGUCAUACAGACAGCUCGAGUUCAUGCUUGGCCGCGUGAACUGCAUGAACUGCACCGUUCCGUUCACCACCGACCCAUUCACGCCGCAGAGCACCCAGCCCCUGGGCAAGGGAACGGCGCCGCAGGGCUGGAGUAACAAGGGGAGAAGAGGACCCCCUGGCCAUUGGAGGCGCAGAAAGUAA
Messenger RNA from Canariomyces notabilis, 1710 nucleotides. RefSeq names its product carboxypeptidase-like protein. Gene Ontology annotation, molecular function: serine-type carboxypeptidase activity. The transcript has 4 exons. Lineage: Eukaryota; Fungi; Ascomycota; Sordariomycetes; Sordariales; Chaetomiaceae. Gene Ontology annotation, biological process: proteolysis. The coding region runs from base 1 to 1710 and encodes 569 amino acids. The record is from RefSeq and is a predicted model, not a curated record.